This is a messenger RNA of Gambusia affinis (western mosquitofish), 1795 nucleotides long. Its product is annotated as E3 ubiquitin-protein ligase TRIM41-like. The transcript has 6 exons. The record is from RefSeq and is a predicted model, not a curated record. Bases 158 to 1795 code for a protein of 545 amino acids. Gene Ontology annotation, molecular function: protein binding; zinc ion binding. Lineage: Eukaryota; Metazoa; Chordata; Actinopteri; Cyprinodontiformes; Poeciliidae.
CUGAAAAUUUAACACAUGUUGCAAUUUUAUUAUCAAAUUGAACAAAGCCUACCGGACUAUUGAGUUUGAAAACAGUAUAGGAAAACCUGGUAGUGCAGGAAGUGUCAUUAGUUUGCUGUAUUCUACAUCUUUUUUUUUUUUAGCUCCUUAUACAGAGAUGUCAGCAUGCAGCAUCCUCACUUCACUGCCAGAGGAACAUUUCCGCUGUUCGCUCUGUCUGGACCUCUUCACUGAACCCGUCACCACACCAUGCGGUCAUAACUUCUGCAGAACCUGCCUCAGCCAGCGAUGGAGCGACGGCGACUGUCACCAGUGUCCAAAGUGUAACAAAAGAUUCCCCGUGAAGCCAGAGUUCUCCACAAACGAAGUCAUGGAGGAAAUGUCGGUCCAACUAAAGAGACGGAAAACCGAGGCACUCGAAAGCGAAAACGCUCCGUGGCAGGUGAAGUGCGACGUGUGCGCGGAUUUGAGGUUCAAGGCGUCCAAGUCGUGCCUGGUGUGUCUGGCGUCGUACUGUGACGGACACCUGGAGCCUCACCGGAGGGUCCCCGCCCUGAUGAGACACAAGCUGGUGGAUCCGCUGGAGAACCUGGAGGGGAAGGUUUGUGAGAAGCACGCCAGGAUCCUGGAGUUUUUCUGCCGGCGGGAACAAGCGUGUGUCUGUCUGCUGUGCUGCGAAGCAGAACACAGAGACCACGAGACGGUACCUGUUGAAGAGGAGGGGGCUCUGCAGAAAGAAAACCUUGAAUCCAAACGAGCAAAAAUCAAACUUAUGAUCGACGAGAGAAUGAAAAAGAUAGAGGAAUUUACCUUGUCAUCAGAAAUGAGAAACGUGAAAGCAGACAAACAAACUGAGGACGCUGAGAAGCUAUUCAGUAACCUGAUGGGCAGAGUGCAAGAGAUUCGAAGCAAACUGCAGUCAAACAUCGAGAAAAAAUUGGAAAAAUCCAAGGAAAAAGUCCAGUUGAUGAUUGAGGAGCUGGAAGAAGAGGUGGCAGCUCUGCAAAGGAAACACUUGCAACUAGAGGAACUGUUACAAAGCGAAGACCACUUUCAACUUCUACAGACUUUGCAGACUCUGAACAGCAUGUCUGAGAUGAAGGACUGGUCCAAGACCAAGGUUUACCCAGACGUCUGCGUCCAAACAGUGAGGAGAGCCAUGGAUCACCUUAUGACCAGUUUUCAGACCGAACUGAAAACGCUGACAACCAUCGAACUGACCAGAAUCAGACAAUACAAAGAAUCUGUCAUUUUUGAUGACUCCACAGCCGGUCCCGGUCUUAGAGUGUUAGAGUACGGGGAACGUCUAAAGUUCUACAAAGAAGCCCGGUCACCAUCUUAUGAGUUCGAAAGGUUUGACUUACCCAUGGCUUUUGGGAAGAUUGGCUUCACCUCCGGUCGGCACUACUGGGAGGUCCAGGUGGGCCUGAGAAACAACUGGCAUGUCGGUGUCGCCCUGGAAAUGGUGGACAGAUCAGACGAUGUAAUCGUGAAAAAAGAAAAUGGGUUCUUUUCCGUGGGGAAGUCUGGCUUUGAUUACUAUGUUCACUGCUCACCACAGAGAGUUCUUCAUCUCAGCACCCGGCCGAGGAACAUGGGGAUUUAUCUGGACUACGAGGAAGGACGGGUGUCCUUCUACGACCUUGACGAGAGGUUCCACAUUCACUCUUACGUGGGAGAAAGCUUCACAGGGAAGGUUUUCCCUUACUUCUACCUGCACAGCAAAUCAAAGAAAUCUGAGGCGUUAGUUACUAAUCCCUACUUGUCCUCAUUCAGUCUUUCACGAUCCAGUUGA